Messenger RNA from Vittaforma corneae ATCC 50505, 939 nucleotides. RefSeq lists its product as uncharacterized. The transcript has a single exon. The record is from RefSeq and is a predicted model, not a curated record. The coding region runs from base 1 to 939 and encodes 312 amino acids. Lineage: Eukaryota; Fungi; Microsporidia; Nosematidae.
AUGAAAAUAAAAAGACUGAAGGUGGAAGACAACUCUGUUCUGGUGAGCAAUGAGUCCAAUGGUAAAUUGAUUAUUGCCGAUCAAUCACACAUUUCUAGCCUUGAGUCUCUCCUUGAGAGAAUUGAAAAGCAUAAGUUCGCUAAAAAGAAUAAAAGAGAAAACAUAGUAUUUGAGAAAGAGUUUGAUGUCGGUGCUGGCUCCAUGAAGAGCUACAGGGACCAAGAUGGAGACUUUGUGUGUACAUAUCAGAUGAAGAUCAAAUCAACUCCCAUUGAGAUCAAUGAGGAUUAUGAUUUUGAACUUGAGAGUAAAAAAGAAUGCAAAGGCCAGUCCAAUCUUUGGGGAUCAGAUAAAGAUGAGCCGGUCCCACUUCCAUUUACAAAAAGAGGGAAGGAAAUUAAAGAGGAAGGAGAUGAGGAUUUUUUGAUAAGCAACAUUCAAGAUCUAAGAGUUAUGCAUAGAAAUCCGCCAAAAGCCGACGAGGAAAGGAUAUCUAGCAGAGAAGUGUACGAUAUUUCUUUUCACAGGCCGGGAAGUUCAGAAAGCCAUAAUCAGAUUGAGACUAAAUUUGCCGUUCCAAGAGCUGUUGUGACUAAGCAUACACCACCGGACUAUAAGUUCCAGAAAAGGCCAAUCCCAAACUGCAUGACAAACAAAAUGAGGGUUUUCUCAGUAAUGCUUAGAGAGCUGAGAACAUACAAACCGACUAAUAUAUUCACCACAGGGCUGUCCAAUCUGAUUUCAUUCGCUAAAAAGGACAAAUGGCGUCCAUCAAAUAGAAUGGAUGGAGAGUUUUUUAAAGCUAUAUUCCGCUAUAAUCGGUUGUAUGGCAUUGAAGGCACGGUGGAGAGAAAUUUUUAUUUAAACAGCGAAAAAAAUCAAAAAGUUACCGAUGAAGAAUUCGAGAGACUGCUUAAGGCGACAGUUGAAUCAAAAUAG